This is a messenger RNA of Penicillium paradoxum, 1443 nucleotides long. RefSeq lists its product as uncharacterized. Lineage: Eukaryota; Fungi; Ascomycota; Eurotiomycetes; Eurotiales; Aspergillaceae. The transcript has 2 exons. Bases 1 to 1443 code for a protein of 480 amino acids. The record is from RefSeq and is a predicted model, not a curated record.
AUGUCUACAUCCCGCGAGGACUUUGAGUCGCUGCCUCCGGCAGUGCGACGAAAGUUCUUCUCGAAUGUCGAGCGUUUGCGCAUUCGGCUAGCCCAGAGCGAUCACGGUUCCCCUGCUUUCUCCACGUCCAACUAUCAGGUGGAUAAUCGGGUCUAUCGAAACCCUCGUUUUGUCUCGGGCUAUCACUCGCGUGGUAUGCGGCGCAGCUCUUCCAACAGGAAGCAAAGGCUCGAAAAACGUUCUUCUUUUUCCCCCAUAUUACGGCAGUCCGGCUCUCUUCAAUUAGCAUACUUAGCCGCCCAGGCGGACUCUCAAUGCUUUCAUGCUCUCCCCGCUAAGGUCCAGCAAAAGCUUUUUUCCGCCGAAGAGCGCCUGCGUUUGAAGAAGGCCUAUCGUAAUAGCCUGAUUUACGACACUGCCGACGAAGCUUACCGACGAGAUUCCAACCGGAAGCGCCGCUCGUCCACCGAUAGUCACCCUUCCCAAGCGACUCUGCCAGUUGCUCAGCCACUUACAGUCUUUUAUUCGGACUCCGAGUCUGACGACGAGGAAGACCGGGGCAUGGAUCAAGCAUUCCACGAUAGUUUCCGGUGGCUCGAUGACGAUGGUGAUCUCGACUUGUCUCUCGACGAGUACCAUGCUCAUGUGGCAGAUGCUGCGACGAAAAAGAGAUCACGCCUCUCUUUCCGCCGCUCCUUAUCCUUCUCUACCCAACGACGCAGACCAUUAGAGAUUACCCCCAUCUCACCGCGUGGAUUGCCACGCGUCAGCCAUUCUCAACCUUUAACUCCUCUGUCCGCCCGAGCCUCGGAAUCGCGCCAAUCAUUGCACCGAUUCCAACACGGUCCCAAGUUAUCCACCUCAAGCAUCGACCCCUCUGCACAAUACUACCAAGACCCGGAUGCCCGUCUGAAAUUACGGGUAUAUCUGGCAUCGCCACAGAAGUUUGACGAAGCCAUUGAAUUCGGAUUCCCUUCGCUGGGCCAAAAUCAUAAAGAGAACAUUGCACCAGAGCCCAUCUCACCAAAACCAACUCUGGUCAACCCGGACUUUGGCACAUUCUUCGAAGAUGACGAUGGCACUAUAAUAGGAAGCCCAGGGGGAUCGGUCAAAAAUGAACCAGCCCCUUCGCCUGUGUGGACAUCACACCGGGACACGCCCCGAUCUUCCGAACCGUCGCUCCUGCAGCGUCGCCAGUCCUGGCUUCCUACACUCAAGGGGGGACCACAGCGGCUUCCCGGAAAUCGGGAGAUGACUCUCAAAAUGACUCUCACUCGACCUGACCUGCGCACCGACUCUCCCACUCCAUCCAAGGAAAACGAAGAUCCCUUGCGCUUGGCUGACCUGCCCCCAGCGGAUCACAGCCAGUCGAUCUGGGACUCAGACCUGGAUGAGCAAGGCGUGGUAAAGAAGAUCUGGCGCAAGCUCCGGCGUCGAGUUUGA